AUGAACACGAAUCUAGAUGUUGCUAACAGAGUUAACGCAGACAUUGUCACUAAAACUGAAACAGUGACCAUAGGCGAGCUAUUUUCUUAUAUGAAGCAGGAAGAUGCGAAGGUUGCUUGGUUUAAGUGCAUAGCAACUAUUGGAGAUGUUGUGCACGGUUCGUCAUGGUAUUACAUAGGCUGUGGUGUGUGCCACACUAAGGCAACCAAAGGACCUACCAGCCUAAUGUGCAAGAAGUGUGGGAAAACCAGUAUUGUUGGUGUUGCACAGUACCUGACGAAGAUCUCCGUGUAUGAUAAUGAUGAUCAAGCAUCUUUUGUGCUUCUUGGUGAUGCUGGACAUGAGUUAUCUGGAAAGAAAGCUUCUGAAUUGGUUGAUGAUUAUUUCGAGACUCGCAAAUUCGUUGUGAAAGUGUCGAAACACAAUUUGACUGGCCAGACUCAAUCUUUGACUGUGACAAAGGUGCUGACUCUAGAAGUCCCGGAAGUUGAGGCCAAUUUGGAAGGAAACGUGGCUGUACCAGACACACGUGAAACUUUGGAUAAGGAAGAUGCUGAUGACGAUCCUUCCACAUGCUUUGGGAGUGUGAAGAGGGCUGCUGAUAAGGUUGAGGCAGAGGAUCCCAAGCGAGCAAGGAGUAGCUAG
This is a messenger RNA of Brassica napus (rape), 645 nucleotides long. RefSeq lists its product as uncharacterized. The coding region runs from base 1 to 645 and encodes 214 amino acids. NCBI's taxonomy places the organism in Eukaryota, Viridiplantae, Streptophyta, Magnoliopsida, Brassicales, Brassicaceae. The transcript has 4 exons. The record is from RefSeq and is a predicted model, not a curated record.